CUGGUAACACUGUUUGAGAGACAAUAAUGACACUAAUGAUGCAUGCUGCUUGCAAAAAAAGUUGCAACUUUGUAAUUUAUCGUAUGAUCAAUUGUUUUAUUCAAAAGAAAAAGCCUCCAGUAAAUCCAGGUACUGGAAAAUGAGUUCUAACGUGGAUGAGAGGAUUAAUGAUAAUGCAUUUCUAAAGAAGCGUUUUCAUCAUUUGGUAGAAGGUGACAUCCACAGCGAUUGCGAAUUCAUAGUUGGACCAGAAAGAAAAAUCAUAAAAGGACAUAAAUUAAUAUUCAGUGCAGCUAGUGACGUUUUCGAUGCUAUGUUCUACGGUCCACUAAAGGAAGACAGCACAGUGAACAUUGAAGAUUUGAGUGCAGACGGAUUUGAAGGUAUGAAAACAUUCAUUUAUACAGGCGAAAUUAGUUUCAGUUCAGUGUCACAUGCUCUUUUCACCUACAUUUCUGCUCAAAAAUAUCUGGUUACACAACUUGAAAAUGUCUGCAUCAAAUUCAUCGAAGAGAAUCUCAAACCAUCACAAGUGUUAGAGUUCUAUGAACUUUGCCAAUUCAAUUGCAUCACAAAAUUCAAAGAGUUAUGCACAAAAAUAAUUCAAGAAAAUACCAAUGAAAUAGUUCAUAGUGAUUAUUUCAUUACAGUCAAACCUGAGACAAUCGAGUUGAUUUUGGAACUGCCAGCUCUGAAAUUAAGUUCGGAAAUAAAGGUUUUUGAACACUUUGAGCGAUGGGCUUUGGCUGAAGCAGAACGCAAGGCUAUCAGUGACAAUGACAUAGCUUCAAGUUUCAACAAUCUUAAAAAGCUCAUCCGCUUUCUCACUAUCACCGGGGAGGAAUUUGUGUCAAGGGUUGGGGACUCUAAAUUAUUAACUCCUGACGAAAAGCAUGCAAUCGCUUGCAAUAAAUUGAAAUCAUCUUCAAAACCAAUGCCAGAUAGUAUUUCAUUGUUAGAGCAGCCUCGUAUGUUCAAUCUUGCUGCUUCUGUGUAUUAUCAUGGUUAUCAUGUAUUCGCAAUUCGAGUUGAUAACGCAAAUAGUUCCAAAACUGGAUAUGCAUUACCAGGUCUUACAUCAAACAAUCAAUACACUUUUACAUUUCAUAUUGAUUUUCACUCAGGAUUCAUUUUUUUUAGGGUUAAUACUUCCUAUUAUAAUGAAAAAUCAUUGUACAUUAUUAAAUACAAAUUCAGAGUUUCAGCAAAAAAUGAAUGUGAUGACCUUGUAUUCGAAAAUGAAUAUAGUGACUACAUACACCAGAAUGCUCAAAUCGGUAACAGGACAAUUUUUCUGGAGGUGAUUCCUAUCUUCAAACUUCGAAAUGAACGUUUCAAUGAUAAAUUAUUAUCUAUCGAGGGAACAUUCAAAGUCGAAAAAAUCAAUUUAUAGGACUCCUAAGAGAACCUGAGAACAUGUAUCAUUUUUCACUCAAUCAGUCUUAUUUUUCCACGAUAUAUUUUCACUCUCAUUCAGUUUUAUUUUUCUAUAUGAUUUUAUUUUUCUAUAUAUUUUUCCAUAUGAGUUUUUAUCCAUGUAUUACUCACGAACAUUUAGUUUCAUAAUUACUUGUGUGUAGUGAAUGUGACCCCAUCUGAUUUAAGUAUAUUUUAGCAUUCCUGAUAUAAUUUUCUUUCCAAAUCAGUUUAUAGAAUGAAAUCAUAACACUUUUAAAUAAGAUUCUAUACUUUUAUUAUUGUAAUAAUAUUAUUCCAUUCCAAUGCAGAAUAAAUGUAUCACAAAUACAUUGAGAAUCAUCACAGUUAGGCCUAUCUACUGUGAUGUACUUGUAUAAAUAAGACUAAUAACAAAUUAUUGUUAUGUGAUCAAUUGAAAUUUUUAUAUUGAUUUGAUUUCAAUAUCUAUUAAAGUGCAUUAAAUAUGACUACAGUCCAAAAAAUGAUUUAUCACAAAAUACCAUUACAGACAGUAGAGUUCACAGUAUAUGUUUGUCAAAAAUACAGUGAAACAAAAUGCUACUGAGACAUCAUAGUCAGUAGCGUCUAAAAUGAUGAUUUAUUCACUUAUUAUUCUCAUUUUUUUGUAAGUUAAGACAGUAUGUUCUCAAUGAUUUCUAAUGCGACAGUUUUAUCUAAAAUACCACAUAUUUAACAUAAAAAACAUUUUUCCUCCAGUACAGCAGACUGUAAGCAUAUUUCCAUCUUGUGUUCCACAUGUAGGCAAUUAUAAUCUAGUUGAAAGUGGAAAUAGUUUUUAAAUUGUUUGUAUAAUUUUUCCUGAUCCUGAAUUUUUGUUAACUUAAUCUAUUGUAUGAUGAGUACUAGUUUUCAUCGUACUUAAUUUCAACAUCAUGGAUGAUAUGGUGAUUUUUUCUACUUUAUAUCAUUCAAUGUAGUAUCAAAUGUUAUACCAAACAAUGUAGUUUGUUCAGGAGAAGUAGGACAAAUAUCUUGUUUUAAAAUUGUCAGCAAACUAGCAUAGUAACCAAUAUAGAAGGAAUAUUGAAAUAAGAAAUAAAUUUAUCUGAAAGAUUUUCAAAUGUGUUAAGAAUAUUCAUGAUAAGCUAACAUUAGUUACUCCAUUCUACUGUCUAAACUUUGUUCUAUACAAUAUAAGUCAUGAUUAUAAUUAGUUUAUUAUGUAAUCUUUCAUUUAUACCAUUUUCUCAAUAAUAUUUUGUAUCUUUUAUUGUUAAUUACUUGAUUUAUCUAUUGCAUGAAAAACUAAUCCAAUGAAAGAGUUACUGUUUGUUUAUAAGUUCUAAUAAUAUUAAUUAUUAGCAAAUUAUAUCAUAUCUCAUUUAUUCCAUUUUAUACUUUACAAGACAGAAAGAAAAAAGAAAAAUCUAAGUCCCAUUUAAAAAAAAAUUGUUUAUGACAUGUUUCGGCCAUGAUGUCAUUAUCAAGUAAUGGCUUGAAGAAUUCUUGCUUAUCAAGUAGUUCUUGAUAAUGACAUCAUAGCCGAAACCUGUCGUAAAUAAACAAUUUAAAAAAAAAGUACUUGGAUUUUCAUUUUUUCUUCCUAUUCAAGAGUAGAACUAAUGAAGAGAUAGUUUUACAAGACAGCUCUGUCAAUUAUAAUUUUUUAGUGAAUUCUUGAUCACUCAAUCUAAUGUGGAAUGAAAUGUAAUA
This is a messenger RNA of Nilaparvata lugens (brown planthopper), 3093 nucleotides long. Its product is annotated as BTB/POZ domain-containing protein 3. Gene Ontology annotation, biological process: neurogenesis. Lineage: Eukaryota; Metazoa; Arthropoda; Insecta; Hemiptera; Delphacidae. Gene Ontology annotation, cellular component: cytosol; P-body. The record is from RefSeq and is a predicted model, not a curated record. Bases 140 to 1393 code for a protein of 417 amino acids. The transcript is spliced from 2 exons. Gene Ontology annotation, molecular function: protein binding.